AUGUCUAAUGUUCAGCCUAACGAAAAUGUCUACUCUAUACGUCAUACGCGGUCUAAGACACAGGAACUGAAAAGAAACGUCCUGACGGACGUGAGUAACAACUCCAAGGUGCCCCAUCACGGGCUCCAUAAAAAAGACCAAGUAGGAACACAACAUGCUAGAAAAGAGGACACGGAGGAUAAAAUGGACAUCACAAUAGUGGAAACUGCUAGUUCAGUAGCAAAUGUUUUUCCAGAAAAUAUUCAAAAAGAGAAUAUCCUCUCGGGACCAGCUGAUCGCAAUAGAAACACAAAGUCUUCGCUCAAGAGAUCUGCUACCAUUACGGACGUGCCCCAGGUAACGAACAAAAAAGCCAAGGUAGACUAUUCUUGGGACGACCUGGAUGCUGAUGAUUCGGAUGAUCCUUUGAUGGUCAGCGAGUAUGUUGGUGAAAUCUUCGAGUAUUUGCAUCGAUUAGAGAAGGAGACGUUACCAGACCCCAACUACCUGCAAUGGCAAAAAUCAUUCAAACCCAAAAUGAGAUCCAUUCUGGUAGAUUGGCUGGUCGAAGUUCAGUUAAAGUUUCGUCUGUUGCCGGAGACUCUGUAUCUCUCAAUUAAUAUCAUGGAUCGCUUUUUGUCCAAAGAACCCGUUCAAAUAAAUAAACUUCAAUUGCUGGCAACUGGUUGCAUUUUCAUAUCAGCAAAGUACGAGGAGGUCUAUUCUCCGUCUAUAAAAUAUUACGCCCAAGAUAGUGGGUUUUCCGAGGAAGAGAUCUUGGACGCUGAGAAAUUCAUUUUGGAGAUAUUGGAUUUCAAUAUAAACUACCCCGGAGCAAUGAAUUUUCUGAGAAGAAUCUCCAAGGCAGAUGACUACGACGUUCAGUCAAGGACAAUAGGAAAGUAUCUGUUGGAAAUAACCAUUAUUGAUCACAAGUUUUUAGGUGUACUACCAUCCCUGUGCGCAGCAGCUUCGAUGUACGUUGCUCGCAAAAUGUUAGGGAGAUAUGAGUGGAACGGUAACCUAAUACAUUAUUCCGGAGGCUAUACUGAAGCCCAUUUGAAAGAAACUUGUGAGAUGCUAAUUGAUUAUUUGGUAUCUCCCAUCAUUCAUGAAGAAUUUUUCAAAAAAUAUGCAUCAAAGAAGUUCAUGAAGGUGAGCAUUCUUGCAAGGCAAUGGGCAAAGAAAGUCACCACAGAAGGAAGAAGCAUCAUGGAUCCAAUUUUGUAG
Messenger RNA from Komagataella phaffii GS115, 1209 nucleotides. RefSeq names its product B-type cyclin involved in cell cycle progression. The transcript has a single exon. Gene Ontology annotation, biological process: G2/M transition of mitotic cell cycle; regulation of cyclin-dependent protein serine/threonine kinase activity. Gene Ontology annotation, molecular function: cyclin-dependent protein serine/threonine kinase regulator activity. NCBI's taxonomy places the organism in Eukaryota, Fungi, Ascomycota, Pichiomycetes, Pichiales, Pichiaceae. The record is from RefSeq and is a predicted model, not a curated record. The coding region runs from base 1 to 1209 and encodes 402 amino acids. Gene Ontology annotation, cellular component: nucleus; centrosome; cyclin-dependent protein kinase holoenzyme complex.